Messenger RNA from Aspergillus wentii DTO 134E9, 1350 nucleotides. It is a transcript of the gene car2, whose product is annotated as ornithine-oxo-acid transaminase. Gene Ontology annotation, molecular function: pyridoxal phosphate binding; L-ornithine transaminase activity; identical protein binding. The record is from RefSeq and is a predicted model, not a curated record. The coding region runs from base 1 to 1350 and encodes 449 amino acids. The transcript has 3 exons. NCBI's taxonomy places the organism in Eukaryota, Fungi, Ascomycota, Eurotiomycetes, Eurotiales, Aspergillaceae. Gene Ontology annotation, cellular component: cytoplasm.
AUGUCUUCUGGCGCGAGUGCAUACCACGCCUCCUCUACCCAGGAGGCCAUCCAGGCUGAGAAGGACUUCGCUGCCCACAACUACCACCCUCUGCCCAUCGUCUUUGCCCGAGCCCAGGGCACCUCCGUUUGGGAUCCCGAAGGUCGUCACUAUCUUGACUUCCUGUCCGCCUACUCGGCUGUGAACCAGGGCCACUGUCACCCUAAGCUGGUGGCUGCCCUUGUUGACCAGGCCUCGCGGUUGACCCUGAGCUCUCGUGCCUUUUACAAUGACGUCUUCCCUCGUUUCGCCGAGUUCGUGACCAAGUACUUUGGCUUCGACAUGGUCUUGCCCAUGAACACUGGCGCGGAGGCUGUCGAGACUGGAAUCAAGAUCGCUCGCAAGUGGGGUUACAAGGUCAAGGGUAUCCCCGAGAAUCAGGCUCUGGUCUUGAGUGCUGAAAACAACUUCCACGGACGUACUUUCGCUGCCAUCUCUCUGUCGUCCGACGCUGAGUCGCGCGAGAACUAUGGUCCUUACCUGCCCAACAUUGGAUGUACCAUCCCCGGAACGGAGAAGCCUAUCGCAUACAACGACAAGUCGGCGUUGCGCGAGGCUUUUGAGAAGGCUGGCCCCAACCUGGCUGCCUUCUUGGUCGAGCCUAUCCAGGGUGAGGCGGGUAUCGUCGUCCCCGAUGAGGACUACCUGCAGGAGGCCAGAGCUCUCUGUGACAAGCACAAUGUUCUCUUGAUCUGUGAUGAGAUCCAGACAGGUAUCGCUCGUACAGGAAAGCUGCUGUGCCACGAGUGGAGUGGAAUAAAGCCCGACAUGGUUCUGCUGGGCAAGGCUAUCUCAGGUGGCAUGUACCCCGUGUCCUGUGUCUUGGGUCGCAAGGAAGUCAUGCUCACCAUCGAGCCUGGCACGCACGGCUCUACUUACGGUGGUAACCCACUGGCCUGUGCUGUUGCUCUCCGAGCCCUCGAAGUUGUGCGCGAGGAGAACAUGGUCGAGCGGGCUGAGACUCUGGGUCACGUCUUCCGUAACGGCUUGGAGGCCAUCCAGAGCCCUAUCAUCCAGACUGUGCGUGGCAAGGGAUUGCUCAACGCCAUUGUUAUCGACGAGUCCAAGACCAACGGACAUAGUGCAUGGGAUCUCUGCAUGCUGAUGAAGCACAAGGGUCUCUUGGCCAAACCCACUCACCAGAACAUCAUCCGCCUGGCACCUCCACUCGUGAUCACCGACGAUGAGAUCAAACAGGCACUUGAGAUCAUCAAGUCGGCCGUCACCGAGCUUCCGAACCUCAAGGGCGCUGCUGAAGACCAGGUAAUUCCUCCUCCGGAGAAGAAAGUCAAGAUCGACCUCGAGAACUAA